AUGGAAAGGUUUGCCGUGAACAACUGGGCAUACAGCUGUAAUGGAAGAGGCACUGGAGACUUGCGUGUAACAAUCUUGGAAGGUGUGAACCAUAUAAUGGUGGCCAGUGUUCAUGUUACAAGGAUUCGUAUCCGGAAAAUGAAAACUGUUACAAGUGUCCGCGAAUCAGCCACUGCAAAGAGCAGACACAAGAACAAUGCAGGUCAGCGUACGGGACAUGCCAAAAAUGUGAAAAAGGAUACUACGGUGGCAAAUGCACCGAACCUUGCUGCUCGUAUUUUUCAUGUUUUCUCCUCUAUGCUGCAUAGCCACCUGUUCCUGGAACAAACAAUGGUGCUGGCCUGGGGAAUGCUCAGAUCAUCUGGCAUCAUCAUGCAUAUGCAGAAGAGGAUUUACGAAAGUAGAAGGACAAGACCUCACCAAGUGCGAUCUAUCCUGGCAACGUUUGUGGACAAAACUGACAACAGCAAUCCACAUCAUAUUUACAUCAACACGUCAGCAACCAACACAGGGAUUGUGAGUGGAACAGCACAUGUAUUUGUGGAGUUGCUCAAUGGAACGCACGAUCAUGUACAGGAUAUAGCUCUGAAUAGUGGCGCCUCUUGUCGAGACCACAUAAACAAUACCAAGCCUUCUCACAUGAUGGAGUGCCAAAUAGCACUGAAUGUGAGCCACUCUUUACAAAAUGGACAAAGAUUAUGUACACAAUUUGAGAUAUCAUCUGGAGGCUUUUUCAAGUAUUUUGAUUUUGGAAAGACUCCUAAUGGAACAGAGAUAUUUACUCGUCAGACUAAGAAUAAAACAUUGUGUCUGAACUAUGACAACGUAAAACCUAAGCAUUGUUUAUCGAAUCAGACGUCACCAUGUAACAAACUAUUAAUCGGUCUAAAUAGCAGAAUAACAAAAACCAAAAAUCUGUCAAUCCUUCUUGGAGAUGGUUGGGUAGAUGCCUGGCCUAAAGGCGGUUCACCCAAGCAUGCAUCUGGUAUUCUAAAAUUCAUCUUGGAAGUACAUGAAGUCAAAACAAAGGGGAAAGUGUUAGAAGUUGACAAAGGAAGUUUGUAUCCUCCACUUAAAGACGAAAUACUUGUUUCGAUGGAUCACAGUAUAUCUUUUGUUCUACCUAAGGCACCAGCUUUAUACUGUACCAUGCUUGAAAUUCACGAUGUUGCAGGCAAUGUCAGAUUUGCCAGAAGGUUUGUUCUGUUUGAUAAUGAAUCCAAAAUUGAGAUCAAAAACAGAAAUCCUUUGAGAGUCUCGACAGCAUCAAAAAUCACUGGAUACAAAUGGCAAGUAUUUCAUGGAUUGAUUUGUCUAAAUUGGAAUGAUAGGUAUUAUAACUCGUAUUACAUCAACAACAAUCUUUUGGCACCGAUUAACCCUGAUGUUGCAAAUGAGAUUACUGGUGUGUAUGACCAACAAACUGGAAAGCUUCCUGUGAAUGGAACAAAAAGUAUACAUGGCUUAACUGGUUUCAUAUAUUCCUAUUCGUUAAACAAUGGUUCAUUCACUCCAGAGAAAUAUGUGUAUGACUUUGAAAAGGAAUCUGUAUGUUUCAACUUCUCUCUGUCUGAUGGUGAUACAUAUGUAUUCAAGAUAACCGCUGAAGACGUCAUGGAAAACAGAUUAUGUGAAAAUGUAACCGUACACAUCGAUCGUACAGUUCCGUAUAUUAACAACAUGUGGUUGGUUAGGGGUGCGAACAAAGAGUUGUAUGUUCAUCACAGUACAGACUUGUCACACAUGGUGUUGGAGUUAGAGGCGACAGACCCACACAGUGGUAUCCUUUCAAUGGAAUGGUUUCUUGGGACUCAGUACAACACAUCUGAUCUUGGACAUGAAGCAUUGUCCAUCAUUAAACUACCAGUUAACAUUCAAGGGCGAGGGAAAACAUGUUGGAACUGUAUGUUAAAACUUACUUUAUCUAUAAUAUACUUUCAGAAAAACUGUCAAGAUGAUCAUUAUUGUUACUGUCCUUCUGUUGGUGCAUGUGCCUACUUCAACUAUACAGUGACCUUGAACAGAUUGGUACAUAACAACAAAAACAUCGGUAAACACAACAGAGAAUAUUAUUUUACAUUAAUAGCGACAAACGUGGCCCAGCUGAAAUCAUUUUACCAUCUGGAUAUCCUGGUAGAUGCAUCACCGCCUGUUGCUGGAGUCGUACUGGAGGGACCACCAGAGGGACCAGAUAUCGACUACACCAGUGAAGAUCAUGUAUACAUCAACAUACAUGGCUUCAUUGAUCACGAAAGUGGUAUCAGACUGUAUCAUGUUGCCCUAGCAGAACGAUGCUUAACAUUAAGCGAACUGACAAACACAGGAUAUGCUAACACAAGUAUAAUUCACAAGACGGUCAAUACGAUAAUAAAGUUAUCAUUUCCAAGCAAUGGACUUUUCUAUUCCUCAGUGGUUGCUUUUAAUAAUGCAAUGGAGCCAUCCAAUGUCAUAUGUUCAGAUGGUAUUACAAAGGACACAACACCUCCAAUGUUGAUUGAUAUGAUACUGAAAAAAGGACAAAUGCAUAGGGGAUUGUGGUGUAAAAACGCAAAAGCUUGGUAUGUUGACAGGAAUAUGACCUCUAGAGAGUUACAGCAGACACCAGCAUGUCAAAUGAAAUGCAAAAAUCAGGAAAGUCUGGACUAUGUAAAUGUCCUACCUAAAGCAAACGCCAUUACAGACAAUGACACGUCAAAUGACUUAUGCACCACAUUAUCUGUGCUAAAUGACGAAUCUGUUAUCUAUCUUCCAUCAGACAAAAUAUACUUGAAAUGGAAAACUAAUGAGCCAGAGAGCCAGAUUAGAGAUUAUGUUAUUGGUAUUGGUGAUGACAAGUCACAGACAGAUGCCCCAUCAGUGAGAUCUUACCAAUCAACACAUGGAAAAGAAUCUUUUCAUCAUUUACAUUCUGGCUUGACAAGCACAUCCAUAUUUUACAUAUUUCUGAAGACUACCAACAAAGCAGGUUUAACAUCAGUGGUUGUGCUUGGACCUGCCAUGAUAGAUGAGACCCCACCACAAGUAACAGAUAAGCUAAAUGUAACAAUAAUUAAGAAUAGAGUGUUCGUUACAUGGACCAAUGACAGCAUCAAAGACCCUGAGGAAACAAACAAUCAGUUUACAGUACUGUAUAGAAUUGGUGUUGGCGACUCGUAUUUGACAGCAAUCCUUCAGACACCUAAACGUGUGUUGCAGAGAUGUCGAAUGGAUGGUUUUGCAGGAUGUGUUCAGUAUCCUCUAAACACAUUGCAGAAGCAUGAUUCUGAGCAAAGUCUUCCCUUUUUCUUUGAACUCUAUAUUUACAAUACAGCUGGUCACUUCACACUGGUAAACACAGAAACCUUUAGGCUUCCAUCCAGAUUUCCUCCUGGAAAUGCCACAGUCUUUGAUAUAAAUCCUCUCCAUCAAGAAACACAGGCAGAUAUUGAUUUUCAUAAUGCUUCACAGCAAGCGUGUGUAUACUGGACUGGUUUUUAUCACCACCACAAUGUCACUUUCUAUGUUGGCAUAGGACAGCAACCAAAUUUUGAUGAUGUGCUUACUUUUGUCAAGGUACAACAGACCCCGGUAUGUUUCAAGUCCAGUGCAUUAAAUUCAAACAAGAAGUACUUCAUGUCUGUCAAGGCAGAGUGUUCUGGAGGCACUACAGUAUCAUCUUCUGAUGGCUUUAUGAUUAUAAAUGACAGUAAUGGACAAUAUACAAUUGAUGUUUAUGAUGGCGAUGGAUGCCACAAAAGUGUGUCAACAGGAGAUUUUAUCCCUUUGGUAAAAGAUAAUCAACUGUAUGGAUUUAGAGUUGAACAUCUCAUGCCUGGAAUAGAACACAGACUGUUUAUAACAAAUGUCCAUCUCAGUUUUGUUACAACAAAUAUCAGUUCACCUAAUGCAAUAAUUGUAAGCAAAGAUGUUAAUGGUUACUCCAUUUCAUUUAUACCAACGGUUUCUGAUACAGAACUGUUCCUAAACAAACCAGUUUCCAUAUCCAUUGCCCUCCAUGGACAUCAUCAAGUGUGCAUUCCCAUGGAUGUGUAUAGUUAUCAAGAUAUAUCUAUAUGUGCAAAGGUAUUUUGCACAUCUGCAUCUUCAGACAUAUUUUGUAAACCUGUAAAACUGGCACAAGACAUACACAACUAUAAACCAUAUAUACUAUACGACAUAGACAGCAAUGAUGUUAACUUUGAAAGAGCCUUAACUUUGAUAAAGAGUCAAUACCUUGAUAAAGACAGUAUGAACUUUGUACAUAGAAAAGAAAUCAACUUUGCAACAAGUGACAUGUUGAUUGGCGGUGUUCUAACCAACACAGCCAAUCGGAAUGUCUCGUGGUACCUGAUGACAAAUAACUAUCUGCCACAGGACUGUUCUUCUGACAAAACAUGCAUAUCAAAUCUUCAAACUGUUGGUGGUGUGGUGAAUUUUAGGAAGAUAUACUUGCAAAAUCGUAAACUAUAUUACAUAUGUGCGCAUGUCCAGGCAUCAAAAGUCAAGAGAGAAUUUUCUACCCAAAAACUGGAUUCGUUUGCUGGUUGCAGCAAUGGCUUUGUUGUAGAUGAUGAACCGCCAGAAUCAGGAAAUGUUAUCAUCAUUGGACAAAACAAUGGUUUUGUAACUGACGGAUCUGCACUUACUAUAACUUGGAACAGUUUCACAGAUGUUGAGAAAUAUGUCAACAUCCCAUUUGAAUCUGGAAUUGCUGGAUACGCUUUUGCAUUAGGUAAGGAGCCACUAUGUUGUGGAUCAUCUUUCUUUGAGUCUGGUUUACUUCAUUUAAUGGUUUAUGAAAACAAACUUGAUUAUGUGACGAACCAAGCAGGCUUAUUCACAGUACAACACACACCUCCUUUUAUGAUGGAUGAAUCAGCUCCUGAUAUUGGCAUUGUUAUAGAUGGUCUUGAUUUUGAAAAGUUUCUCUAUCUUUUGUGUUCAUUCAAGGAUGUUGACUACCAAGAGAAUACGACCAUAUAUCAUUGUUACUGGUCGGGUUUCAAAGAUGCUCAUUCUGGUAUUGGUAGCUACAAAGUUGGACUUGGAUCUGACAGAUUUGAAGCUAAUGUAGAACCAUUAGUCUCUGUUGGUCUCCGUACAAGUAUGUACACUUGUCAUAGUAUUAAACAAACACCUCUACUACACAGUAUUUUUAUAUAUCUGGUACUUAUUAGUUAUUCAAAAUAUUUCACGUGGAAUAUGCCAUUUAUCCCAGGAGAAAGGUAUUUUGUCAUAGUUGAAGCCUGUAAUGCAGCUGGCCUUUGUUCUGUGGGAUCGUCAGAUGGGCUUACCAUGGAUAACACACCGCCAACGAUAGGACGUGUCUUUGCAGGGCAAAAACAGAAUCACGAAAACUAUGUUGGUCACAUGUCAACAUUAUCUGGACAUUGGCUAGGCUUUGAAGAUCCAGAAACGGACAUUGUCAAAUUUGAAUGGUGCCUUGGUUAUGAACAAUAUAAGUGGUAUUCUUUUACAGAGUACAAACAGUUUCAGUCACCACCCAUUAUAGUUGACUCCACAGCACCACACAUACGACGAGGUCAAACUGUGAUGGAUUCUGAUAAAACGUGUGGAAUAGACUAUGAUUUUAUGACCAGGAGCAGUCUUAUAACAGCAUGCUGGGGACGUGUAUUCCAAGACUCUCAAAGUGGAAUUGAUUCAUAUGUUAUUCAAAUGGGCUCCAGUCCACAUGGAUCUGAUGCAAUAAAACCUCAGGAUGUUGGAAUGACAACAAACUAUUCUGUUUCCCAAAACCUACUUAAAGCAGGAACUAAAUACUAUGUUACUGUAAAAGCUAUCAAUAAAGCAGGCCUCUAUUCAGUGGCAUUUUCUGAUGGGUUUGUCAUAGACGAUGAACCCCCACUAACUGGUGUGGUCUUCAAUACCGCAGAACAUGUUAACCAAGCAGCACAAUCCUCACUUUCCUCAUUUGGAGUAUCCUGGCGUGGUUUCCAAGACCACCAUUCGGCUAUAGUCAACUACCAAGUGGCAGUCUAUAAAACUACAGAUGUUCUCUCAAAACUGUUCCAGGUCAACACUGGUUUUAAGAACAGCAUAGCUCUCAGUAACGUAUCCUUUGUUCAAGGAAAACGAUACCAAGCAUCUGUCACAGCUGUUGAUUCUGCUGGACAUGUCAGUAAAACCAUAAUGUCACCUCCCAUCCUGGUUGAUUCUAGUCCACCUUUUGGAUUCGAGUGUUCACAUUUUUCAGACAUCACGUUGAAUAUUACGUGGAUCAACAAACCAAAAUCCAACAAGACAUUGCAGACCAGCAACAUCAAAGGCUCCAUUGAUGUAUCGAAACAAUUAUAUUUCAAGAUUCGUGUCACUAAACCGUUUCAAACUGAAUACCUGUUUUCUGAAAUGAAUAUUUUCUUUAAAGUUGGUGACGCUUUUGUUCCAACACAGUUUUUAUUAACUGACAAUGCAACCAGAAUUGAAGCCCACCAUUAUUUCAUUGCACCAAAAUCUGGAAGUCUUGAUGUCGAAAUACUAACCGAACAGGCCGAUUUAAUAUCUGAGACAGAUGUCUUCAUGUUUUCUUGUGAUGAAAUUAAGCAAACUGUUGAUUAUAGGGCUUUGACAGUUCAGCAAAUAAUGCCAUCUCUUGUUUCCAUUUCUGCAGGAGUCAGUGAUCCGGAAUCCGAUCUUAUGCGAAUAAAGAUUGGUGCUGGAACGACAAAAGGAGGAUUUCAAAUACGACCUCUCAAGUCAACAUUUCUCCAUUUCGAUGAAUUAAUAGAAACCAAUAUCCCUCAUGGCACACCAGUCUUUGUUACAGUCACAGCUGAAAAUUCUGCUGGAUUAGUGUCUGUUUUCCAAUCAGACCCCUUGAUCAUUGAUCAUACACCACCUUCUAUUAGUAAGACUGCAGUAUCCCUGGUUUAUUCUUCUGACGGGAAUUACAAGAUGACUGUGACUGCUGACGUAACAUGGACCGUACGUGAUGAGGAGAGUGGAGUAAAAUCUUGCUGGUGUGCUUUAGGAUAUAAGCCACUAUCUAAACAUAUACAGCCCUGGACACUAGCCCCAGAAAUUACAAACUGUAGACUGAAUGUCGUCAAUGCUUCCCAUCAUCAGGAGAUUUAUGCCAGUCUGAAAUGUUUCAAUCAGAUUGAACUCCACUCAGCUGUAUCAGUGGGUCCUCGUAUUGUUCUGCUGCAACCGCCAUCAGCACAAAAAGGAAAGGUUAUGUUCAUACUGUCCAAUGAAUCGCCUGAAAGUACAGUCAGACCUCCAGCACAACUUGAUACAAAACACUUGCAGAUGGCCUGGGUCAACCUUGGCGAUGACCACAAUAUUAAAACAUUCCGUUACCGCAUCACAGCUGGAGGAGUACCAAUAACACAGUGGAAAAACACAAGUCUGAAUUAUGCUGAGCUUGAUGUUGAUCUUCAUGAUGGGCAGACUUGCACCGCAGAGGUGAUGGCAGUGGAUACCCGAGACCAACACAGUGACGUCAUUGCUGGUGCUCUUGUUGUUGACAGUCGCCCUCCCAUACUCACAGGUUCAACCAUUACAGCGCAAUGGCGGGAAGGCACGGUUUACUUAGACUGGGGGAGAGUAUUCUUCCAUCAGAGGUCAGCGUUGGUGUAUAGCAUCGCAGUCGGUUCGAGAAAUGGCUACACUGACUUGCUGCAUGAUUUAGAAAUGCAUGUAACAAGUGUCACGGUUAACGUGGACAGCUCUGUCAAAUCAGUGUAUGUUGUUAUCAAGGCAACUGCAGACAACGGUGAAUUUGUCAUUUACAGUACAUAUGCAUCAAGGCAAUGAGGGGCAUGACAUCCAAGAACUGUUUCUCCUUAUAAAUAUUACAAGUGAAAUAUGACAACUAGAACAACAUUCGUAUUCAAUAAUAAAAUGCUUUUGAAACGUAUUUAACAAUAUAAAUGUGUGACCUUUCUUAUAGUCAUUGUUAUAAUAACACAUAAUUAUAGCACUUAAAAUGUGCCAAUGAAAUUAGCAUAAAAGCAGAUACAAAACAAAAAUACGCCAAAUUUGUAUUAAAAAUAAUUAUUUCUUCUGGUGGUUUUAAUACUUUUUUAGUAUGAAAUAUUUAUCUGAUAUACGUUUUGUCCUACAAAUCUAUAACGUACAAAUGGUAAAAUCUCCCUCUAAACAACUUAUUUGUCAUGUCGUGAUGUUAUUCUUGCACACGAUAUUGGGAUCGACAUAUAAAUUAUAAACAUGAUUUUGAAUGUUGUUGUCAGUGAAUUGUAAUAAUAAUAACAGAUUAAAGUUAAUCGAUGAUAACAUAUUUUUAAUUCUGUGGCUCUAUGUCUUCAUAUAUAAAUAACAUUAACAUAAAUUAAUAAAUGUACGAUUUGGGGUUUUAAGUCUCUAAAAUGUUUAAUAUUCAAAAUAUGUUCACCGAAAAAUGUAGAAAACAGUUUUGUUUAUUUUUAGAGCUUUAUCUUUCUCCCUAGUUUUAUUUUUGGGUAUUUCGAUGAAUUCUUAGGGUUAAAAUAAAAACUUUUUCUUCAUAUUUACGAUAUUUAUCUUAGGUUAAAAUUCUAAAAUAAAUUGCAUCACUGUUUAGCUCGGCUAUAUUGUUCGUCAGCAGAGAUAUUUUAAUACCGAUUUGUCCAUCAUUCGUCCCUCAACUUUUCCUUUAAAGUCUAUCUUUGAAAUCGCAUCCAGUGUAUAUGACCCUUGAGCUUUUAAAUAGCGAAGCUCUCUAGGCCGUCAAACAUUUUGUUACAUUUUGUUGCUUUUUUAUUUUGUUUUGUUUUUGCUUCAUCAAAUGUAAAUUUAGAAUUGCAUAGGUAUUUUAUUUGUUUUUAUAAAUCAUAAAAUAAUGAAAUAAUUAUAUAGCCUAUUUUAUUAAUUAUAUAGCCUAUUUUAUUAGUUUACAAAUAUAUUUGUAAUACAUUUUUAGCUUUAGCUUAUUUUAAUGUAAUUGUAUAUUUUGUGCUAAUAUAUUUUAAUUAACGAAUACCAUGGUGGUAUAUACAGUAAUAGUUAUGUGAGUAAUUUGUAUAUAGGGGCGGAUCCAGGAUUUGACUUUGGAGGAGAUUCAGAUAAAAAGAGAGGUGUUAAGAGGUGGGUUGGGGGGGGGGGGGGGGGGG
Molecule: messenger RNA, 9050 nt
Organism: Gigantopelta aegis
Lineage: Eukaryota; Metazoa; Mollusca; Gastropoda; Neomphalida; Peltospiridae
Molecular function (GO): protein binding
Source: RefSeq, a predicted model, not a curated record